Molecule: messenger RNA, 2361 nt
Organism: Haliotis rubra (blacklip abalone)
Lineage: Eukaryota; Metazoa; Mollusca; Gastropoda; Lepetellida; Haliotidae
Product: mediator of RNA polymerase II transcription subunit 15-like
Biological process (GO): regulation of DNA-templated transcription
Molecular function (GO): transcription coregulator activity
Source: RefSeq, a predicted model, not a curated record
UAAAUCGCAAGUUCAUCACAAUGGCUGAUCAGGCAGAUUGGCGUACUCAAAAUUUCCGUCAGAAACUCGUUGCUCAAAUAGAUGAUGCAAUUCGACAGUCAGCUACUCCAAUGGUGCGAUCGAGUAUGGACAUGGAAAACCAUGUUUUCCAAAAAGCUAAGACACGAGAGGAGUACCUGGCCUUGGUUGCUAGACUGAUUCUGCAUGUGAAAGAUUUCAAUCCAACCAAGAAGAACCAACAGGCGGGGGUGGCUGGCCCUGGAAUGGCAGCCCAUGGUAUCGGUGGAGGGGCCGUAGUCCCAGGACAACAGGACCCCAUCAAUGCCCUUCAAAACCUCACCAGACAGGGGGUGGGGCAACAAGGGAUGAUGACAACACACCAGAUGACGCCACAGCAGAGACAACAGCUUGUUGCACAGCAACAGGCACAGCAUUCAAUGCUGCAACAGCGAACUCAGCAGCAACAUCAACAGCAGCAACAGCAACAACAGCAACAGCAGCAGCAACCUCAGCAACAGAAGCCCCAGUUGCAGAGACAAGAUGCAUUCAUUGUCACCUCCCCACAGAAUGUGCAGCCCGUUCAGAGUCAGCCCCUCCCUGCCUCCUGUCAGAAUAUCCCGUUCCAGCCCACGUCCGGGGCAGCUCCUCGCCCCGUCGGCCCCAGUGGGAUCUCAGGCCAACAGCAGCAGUUCCAGCAGUCCUCUGGACCGCAGUCAGCUGGCUCCAUGGCUCCGGCCCACUCCCCUGCCCAGAUGAGUUCCCCAGUGACCAUGCUGACAGCCCCGUCACCUCAGCCGCAGGUAACACCAUCCCCUGCAGCCAAGGGUAACACCGGCACACCAUCCCCUAGUGCGGCUCUCAACACUCCAGGUAAUCCUGGCUCUGUGCCCGCCCCAAGUCCUGGCCAACCCAGGAACACAAGCGAGGAGCAGGCCUACCUGGACAAACUCAACAAGCUGUCCAAGUACAUCGACCCCCUCCGCCGCAUGGUCAACAGGCUGGAGAAGGACGGAGAUCGGAAGAAAGAUUACCACAAAAUGAAGAGUUUACUGGACAUUUUGACCGAUUCCACUAAGAGGGUGCCAGUUGCUAUGUUACAACGAUGUGAGCAGGUGCUCCAGAACUGGGACAUACAGACCAAAGGGAGUUCGAGCACGGCAGUGUCUAGCGUCCACAGCUCCUGGUGUCAACACUUGACAGAUGCUCUGUCCACUCAUAUCAAGUCCUCCACCAUCAACCAUAGCCUCUUCCGCUCCUUCGGACCUGCAAUCAACACCCUCUGUGGAGCCCCCAUCAGAGGUCCUAGUCCACCCAAGAAGCAGAAGACAAUGCCCCUCCAAACAAAGAAGGAGGGUCUACCAGACCUCCUGCAGGGCGAGAUCGCUCGGCUCCAUAACCGCUUCCGCGUCAGCCUUGACCCCCUUCACCAUGCUGACUCCAAGUCCAUACACCUGGUCUGCCGCCUUGAUGACAAGUCCCUGCCAAGUGUGCCCCCGAUCUCUGUGAUGAUCCCAGGCAACUACCCGAUGUCCAGCCCACAAUGCAACACCAGCUCCGAGGGCUAUGAUGUGAGCUCCUUCUCUCAGGAUGUCCAGAAGAACCUCAACGACUCCGUCCUGAAGAUGCCCAACAAGUUCUCCUUGACCUCCCUCCUGGACACCUGGGAGAUGUGUGUGCGGAGAGCCUGUGCCUCCAUCAACGUUGCAGGAGGGUGCUGAAUGCUGCAACAGAGGCAUUUGGUCUUCGGGAAGAGAAACAUGGAGAUCACGUAUGGGUUCUCAUUCCAGCAGUAUUCAGCAGUGUCUGAUACCUGAUUAUCGGGUCCGAUGGUCUAGCAGUCUUUUGCCAUAUUUGGAUCUGACGCUCCAGCAGUCUGUUGCCAUAUAUGGGUCUUGCAUGAGCAAUUUUUGUCACACGAGGCAAGGGAACCUUUUGUGUCAGUGUACCAUGGUGUAAUACUCUCCCUUUGUUAUGCCUGGAUUCGAUGAUCAUGGGUUCAUUAUGAUUCCCACUUAAUGAGAGCUACCCUGAGCUUACUGUUAUAGCACUACAAACUCUUGUGGGGCAGGGCCCUUGUCCCCAGCUAACUUGCGUAAGGUUCUAAGUCUGGCCUAAGUCAAGGUGACUUGAGGGGAGUCAACCUACCCGACAGUUGGCUCAGACACGGUUACUUACAUGAGGAUAUGGCUGUAACCACACUGACCACUUCUAAGACUCUAGAGGCCAUUCAUGACCAGUUCUUGCAAGUCCAGUAACUUUAUGUUUGAGGUUGAUCUGAAAUGCUGUACAUACUACCUUAUGUAGUGUUCUGUCACAUGUCAAUUUUCAUUUUCGAGAUUAGAAUAAAAUGUAAUUUAUGUA